GACAGUUCAGGGCAGGCACACUGUCCGACUUGUGUCGUAAAGGUACCGUUUAUGGCGGUAUGGCAUGGCCUACAGUCUUGUCUACAGUCUAGCCGUGCAGAUAAUAAUAUAUGCAGGUCCAAUACAAUCGAUCUCCACAGACUGAAGCCAAUUAGCUGUACUUCGACGACACUGUUCAAAGGGUUCGAGGCCGUCAAGAAUCGAUGUCCGAAGUUUUCGGGGACAACAUACAUAGCCUCACAGCAUUGAUGGGGUCACUGGCCGCACAAAAUCCAGACACAUACUGGGGAGCUUCAGUUACUUAUUCGGUUUGAACGAUGACCCCAACACUAGUACUUGCACUCGCCCUCAUAACACUUGUAUCUUUCGUGGUAGUCCAAUCCUUGCAAAAGAAGAGAGAGACUAAGAAGCAUCAUCUACCCCCUGGUCCUCCACCUCUCCCUUUUGUUGGAAAUGUGAUUGGAAUCGACCCAGAUCAUCCAUGGUUAGCAUACUCAAGAUGGGGAACUGAGUAUGGGGAAAUCGUUUACACCCGACUCUUCAGUCAGGACAUCGUGAUCAUCAACUCCGAAAGAGUUGCACAUGACUUGCUCGAUCGUCGUUCACAUAACUAUUCCACGAGACCUCCAGGGCUCGUGCAUAUUCUUGACUUUUUUGGUCAUGACUACUCCACUACCUUUCUACCCUACUCAGACAAGUGGAGACUUCACAGGCGAAUCUUCCAUGAAGCAUUCCGUUUAGAAGCAGUGUCAUCCUUCCGUCCGAUUCAAAUGCGCAAUGCUCGCAGUUUGAUACUGAACCUACUAGCCUCUCCGGAGGUGUAUGGAACCCAUUUACACACGUUAGUAAUAUCUCCUUUCAUGUAUUGCGUGGCUGAACAAUACUUUCUACGUAGCUUCAGCACGUCUACCAUAAUGUCAAUCAUGUAUGACUAUGCUAUAGCGCCUGUCAAUGAUCCUUUCCUCGCGCUCAUUGAACGCUCACUUGAGAUAGAUGUAAGAGUGUUCAGGCCCGAGGUCGCAGCUGUUGUAACACAAUUCCCCAUAUUAGAAAAACUCCCUCCUUGGCUCCCUGGAGCGAGCUUUGUCAGGGAUUUUAUAGUCCAGAGAACCCUCGUUCCCAUGAUUGUGGACAUGCCCUUUGAACAUGUCAAGGCCAACAUGGCCGCGGGGACAGCUGCACCAUCCGUGGUGUCGGAUGCAUUGACACGUAUAGCAGUCAAAACACAAGAUGAAGGGGAGGCCGCUGUUUUGGAGAAAGGGAUCAAGGAAUCCAGUGCAACUGGUUAUGCUGCCGCCUCAGGAACUACGACGUCCACUUUAUACGUCUUCCUGCUCGCGAUGGUUCUGUAUCCCGAGGUGCAAGCACGUGCGCAAGCAGAGAUUGAUUCUGUCAUCGGGGAAACUCUUGAAAGAUUACCCAACUGGGAUGAUCGCGCUUCUAUGCCCUACAUCAAUGCCAUCAUACUGGAGACGCUAAGGUGGUUCCCUGUCGCCCCUCUGGGUAUUGCACAUGCCACGGUCAAUGAAGACAUCUACGAAGGCUACUAUAUUCCAAAAGGGGCUACUGUAGUACCCAACGCAUGGUUUAUGGCGCGCAAUCCAGACAAAUAUCCUAACCCGACGAGGUUCAUACCCGAGCGUCACAUGUCAAAAGUCGCCGUCGAAGAGCCGUCAACACACGACCCUGCCAGUGAUGUCAUUUCUUUUGUUUUUGGAUUUGGAAGGCGUAUUUGUGUUGGACGACAUGUUGCCGAUGCUUCUUUAUUCGCCGCAGUUGUGAAUAUUCUAACUGUUUUCCGGUUGGAACGUGCGCCAGGGUGGAAUGUCGGGCCUGAUGCUGAAGGAGUGGAAUGGACCGGAGGCUUAACGACGCACCCUGUAUUCCCGUGUAUAUUCACCCCUCGCCACACGAAGGAAAGAGUAUCGCAGUUGAUAAAAAUGUAAUGCUAAGAGCUGUGCGGAUAUGGUUCUGGGGUGAAAUCAUGUAUCACCUUUGUUCUUAGUGUCGUUGGCCUUCGUUAAUGAUCCGUCAGCAUAUUCAACAUGGGAAGAGGCGCCAAAUAGAGGUUAAAUGUAAGGCGAGUCCGUUGCAUCUUGUGCACACAAGGAUCUUGGGAGUCUAUUGGAUGGAG
Molecule: messenger RNA, 2134 nt
Organism: Suillus fuscotomentosus
Lineage: Eukaryota; Fungi; Basidiomycota; Agaricomycetes; Boletales; Suillaceae
Product: cytochrome P450
Exons: 13
Coding region: 318-1946 (542 amino acids)
Molecular function (GO): heme binding; oxidoreductase activity, acting on paired donors, with incorporation or reduction of molecular oxygen; iron ion binding
Source: RefSeq, a predicted model, not a curated record